This is a messenger RNA of Mycosarcoma maydis (corn smut), 2229 nucleotides long. Its product is annotated as mRNA-binding ribosome synthesis protein NOC2. Gene Ontology annotation, biological process: ribosomal large subunit biogenesis. The record is from RefSeq and is a predicted model, not a curated record. The transcript has a single exon. Gene Ontology annotation, cellular component: Noc1p-Noc2p complex; nucleoplasm; Noc2p-Noc3p complex. Bases 1 to 2229 code for a protein of 742 amino acids. NCBI's taxonomy places the organism in Eukaryota, Fungi, Basidiomycota, Ustilaginomycetes, Ustilaginales.
AUGGGCAAACAGGCCAAGUCGACCAAGAAGUUCUUGCGCACACAGCUCGAUAGCACCAUUAAGCGUCGACGCGAACACCAGAAGAAGCGAAAGGUCAUCGAGCGUUCUGUUGUGGCGAAAAAGCAAAAGCAGUUGCGCAGCACCGGAAAAAAGGGUAACGCUGCGAGAGAGGUGGAUGAUCCACAAGAUUUGGCAGAGUACCAAGACGGUGAGGAUGUGGCAGGUAAGACGGACAAAUUCAAGGGAAUGAGCGUGGAUGAUUUUUUGGGAGGCGGCUUCAAGAGUGGUGCUGCUGAUGAGGAUGGUGAGGAUCAAGAUGAGGACCAAGACGACGAAGAGGAUGACGACGAAACCGACGACCUAGAGCAAGUCGAAGACAUGUCUGACGACGAAGAGGGUGUAGGCAUGCACGCACAGGAUCUCGAGAAGCUCAAGGAGAAAGAUCCUGAAUUUUAUGCCUAUCUGCAGGAGAAUGACAAGGAGCUCCUCCAGUUCGGUCAGCAGUCUGAUGACGACGACCAAGAUGAACAAGACGACGAGAUGCCAAGUAAGCCCAAAGCGUCUUCAUCCAAAGCUGCGAAAGCAGAGACCGGCCCUCAACGCGUGACGCUUAAAAUGCUUGCCGGCUGGCAAAAGUCGAUGCUCACCCAUCGAUCACUCAAAGCGUUGCGACGACUUCUCAUUGCAUUCCGCUGCGCCGUCAAACCGGAACAAGAGGAUCAACGACCUGAAGGCGCCUCUUUCAUCGUGGAAGAGGCCCGCGUCUUUAACAAGCUCGUUCUCACUGCACUCAAAUACACGCCCGUGGUCCUACAACACCACGUACCCAUCACCCAAGACAAGCGCGGCAACGUCAAGAUCCCAUCAUCUAACAAGAAGUGGAACUUGAUCAAGAAGCCUAUCCAGUCGUAUUUCAGCAACCUUUUCCAGCUCACCGAGACACUCACCGAACCACAGAUGCUCGAAAUUGUGGUUCGUGAAAGCACACGCAUGGUACCAUACGCCCUGUGCAUUCCCAAGACGACGAGGGAAUUCAUCAAGGUGGCGCUGAAUCUGUGGUCGAGCCAGGUAUCGGAAGAUGGCGUGAGGAUGUCGGCGUUCCUGACACUCAGGAGAUUGGGUAUGUCGGGCGGUACGGCGUCGUUGGAGAACGUGCUGCGCGGUGUUUAUUCGUCCUACAUCCAGUCGAGUAGGUCGGUGAGCAUCCACACGCAAGCCAUGCUAAACCUGAUGAAAAAUACAGCGGUGGAGCUGUUCCUCGUCGAUUCCGACGUCGCCUACACUCAGGCGUUCGGUUUCAUCCGUCAGCUGGCGAUCCACUUGCGCAACUGCAUCAAGACCAAAACCAAGGAUGCCUUCAAGGCGAUUCUCAACUGGCAGUUUGUUUCGGCAAUUGACUUCUGGUCUUUGCUGCUCGCGCGUGCGUGCGAUGUGGAGUCGGAACAUCAAGCAGGCGUCGAGUCGCCAUUGAAGCCGCUCAUCUACCCACUGGUACAGGUGGCAACGGGCGUGGUUGGCUUAGUACCUAAUUCGAGAUACUUUCCCUACCGAUUGCAUCUGCUCAAGUCGAUGAUGCGCAUCGUAUCUCGCACCGCCACCUACAUUCCACUCGCCCCCUCGAUCCUGUUUGUCUUCGAAUCGCCCGAAUUCCAGCGCAAGCUCAAGGGCAGCACCUCACCACCCAUCGACUUCAGCACCACGCUCCGAGCACCAACUCAACUCGUACGAACACGACCGUACUCGAACCAAUUGCUUGCCGAGUACUCGUUCCUUCUCGUCGAGUUCUUGACGUCGCAAUCGCGAUCGAUCGCGUUCCCCGAAUUGGUGCUGCCAUUGCAGAUCCAACUCAAGAGGCUCUCGAAGAGCACCACCAAUGCCAAGUUCCAGUCCGAGGCAAAGCAAAUUCUCGACAAGUCGCUUCAGACUGCACUCUGGGUUACCAAACAGCGCGAUGCGAUUGACUUCACACCCAACAACUUGGACAAGGUCAAGGACUGGCAGAUGGAUGCUAAGGAGAACCCGUUGGAGGGCAUGUUCAGGUUGGCCAAGAAGGUGCGAGCUAAGCAGGAGGCGUUGAUCCAGUCUCAGGCUCAAGUUGUCAGGGACGAUGACGCUCAAGACGAGAGCGAUGGCGACGAGGACGAGGACCAAGAGGAAGACGACAAAGAUGAAGAUGAAGAUGACGAGAUGGAGGUGGAAGAGGACGACGACGACGACGACGUCGAGUGA